ACAACAUGGCGACCGCCGGGGAGAAGAGUAGCGGUGGCGGUAAGCGAGGCUUCAAGAGGAAAGCCGCCGCUGAAGAGCCUCAGGAGGCUGCGGUCGCGAGCGAUGGGGCGGCGGAGAGCGGGGUGCGGCCCCCGAAAGCGGCUGCCUUCCCUCCGGGCUUCAGUAUCUCGGAGAUUAAGAACAAACAGCGGCGACACUUGAUGUUCACGCGGUGGAAACAGCAGCAGCGGAAGGAAAAGUUGGCUGCUAAGAAAAAACUGAAAAAAGAGAGAGAAGCUCUUGGUGAUAAAGCUCCACCAAAGCCUGUACCCAAGACCAUCGACAAUCAACGAGUCUACGAUGAAACCACAGUAGACCCCAAUGAUGAAGAGGUGGCUUAUGAUGAAGCUACAGAUGAAUUUGCGUCUUACUUCAACAGACAGACAUCUCCUAAGAUUCUCAUUACCACCUCUGAUAGACCUCAUGGGAGAACAGUGCGCCUCUGUGAGCAGCUCUCAACAGUCAUACCAGAUUCACAUGUUUAUUACAGACGAGGACUGGCUCUGAAAAAAAUUAUCCCACAGUGCAUUGCAAGAGAUUUCACAGACCUGAUCGUCAUUAAUGAAGAUCGUAAAACACCAAAUGGACUUAUUUUGAGUCAUUUGCCAAAUGGUCCAACUGCCCAUUUUAAAAUGAGUAGUGUUCGUCUUCGUAAAGAAAUUAAGAGACGAGGCAAAGACCCCACAGAACAUGUACCGGAGAUAAUUCUGAAUAAUUUUACAACACGGCUAGGUCAUUCUAUUGGACGUAUGUUUGCUUCUCUCUUUCCUCAUAAUCCUCAGUUUAUCGGAAGGCAGGUUGCCACGUUCCACAAUCAGCGGGAUUACAUCUUCUUCAGGUUUCACAGAUACAUAUUCAAGAGUGAAAAGAAAGUGGGAAUUCAGGAACUUGGACCACGUUUUACCUUAAAAUUACGAUCUCUUCAGAAGGGAACCUUUGAUUCUAAAUACGGAGAGUAUGAAUGGGUCCAUAAGCCACGGGAAAUGGAUACUAGUCGAAGAAAAUUCCAUUUAUAAAGUACUACAAGAGUACUAUUGAAUUUUCCUGGACAAGCCUGUCUUGAAAAACUUGGUAAUUUAACAAAACACCCUUUUCAAAGUGGAAUUUAUUGAUUUUAUAAAUAUUAUAUUUGAACAAAUGAUUGACUGCUGUGAUGUUCCGCUCCAUAUAGUAAAAAUAAAUGAAUGUGAUUUUGGUAA
Molecule: messenger RNA, 1238 nt
Organism: Psammomys obesus (fat sand rat)
Lineage: Eukaryota; Metazoa; Chordata; Mammalia; Rodentia; Muridae
Gene: Rpf1
Product: ribosome production factor 1 homolog
Exons: 9
Coding region: 6-1055 (349 amino acids)
Biological process (GO): maturation of LSU-rRNA; maturation of 5.8S rRNA
Cellular component (GO): preribosome, large subunit precursor; nucleolus
Molecular function (GO): rRNA primary transcript binding
Source: RefSeq, a predicted model, not a curated record